Molecule: messenger RNA, 9231 nt
Organism: Neocloeon triangulifer
Lineage: Eukaryota; Metazoa; Arthropoda; Insecta; Ephemeroptera; Baetidae
Gene: Fhos
Exons: 23
Coding region: 247-9072 (2941 amino acids)
Biological process (GO): cortical actin cytoskeleton organization; actin filament network formation
Cellular component (GO): cytoplasm; cytoskeleton
Molecular function (GO): actin filament binding
Source: RefSeq, a predicted model, not a curated record
GGCCCUCUACACACGGCAGCAUCACAUGUGGCUGGAUCGGCGGAAAGAGCAAAGCUCGGUGGCGGCGGCGGCUUUGCCUUCCGCGGCGCAUAAUAUGCCGAGAGAUUGCUCAUCCGGAAAUCGGUGCUGCUCCGACUGACGAGCGAAAAGCGGUGCGUUUGUCCUCUUGUCCGGCGGUGCAUUCGACUGGCCCAAUAGCUGAUACAGAAAAAAAAAAUACAACGUGAGCGGUGCUGAAAAAUAGCCAUGAGUGACAGAAGCUACGUGCCAUGGGCACGCAAGGUGGAGGACAACAAUCAACUUCAAGGCAAUACCAAUAACGCAGCAACGCCAAAUGAGACUCCUCCCGAGGCUUCGGAUGAUAAAACUGAAUCCGCGGAACGCUUGUCCAGCCGGUAUGGAGCUUAUUCCUCCGAUUUCAGUUCCUAUAGACCUUCUAAUUAUAAGCCGAAUAUCAGCACAUCCUCCUACACCCCCACAAGCAGAGAGCGGUCUGUGUCGAGAGAUCAGUACGGAUCAACUUCCGCAUCAAAAGCUCCCUCUUCGUAUAGAACCUUUGGCAGGUCUGCGAGCACUUUGACCGAAAAAGACUUGCCCGAAUCAGAUGUGUUUAAGAGACAAUCCUCGUACGGCGGAUUUAGCUACUUAGGCGCCGGGCCGCACAAAACAAUCGGGCCUUCGUCCUUUCUAGACAGAAGCCGCCCUUUGGCUUCGUCAGCUUUGAACAAGUUUUCAACGGCGCCCUCCUCGCUCUCGCGGCCGUACACUUCCUCGACGGAAAAUGUUGAAGCGGAAAGCAGCUCUACUAGCGGCAGAUACACGUACAGGACUCGGCCACAACCUCUUUUGAAAAAAUUAGACAUUCCACCUCCGAGCUCAACCUCCAAACCGGAAUCACCAGCCGCUCUCUCACCUGGCAUCCAGUCGAAACCAUUCACUGAAAAUUUACCUGAGAAAAUAAUCCCAGCACCUGAGGAAGAAAAAAUUAUUACUUACAUAAAUGUCACCACCAGAGGCACCUCACCUAGCCUCCCAAGUGGUUAUAUUCCAAGAACAAGGCGAUAUGAGUUGUCUCGCGAAAUAAUGAAGGAUGUGCGAAAGCCGCCAAAAGUUCCCACCGCCGAUUCAAGCACUCAAACUGAUUCUGCCACUCAACCUGACAGCCCAGAAAAAUUGUCUCGAUCUUCUAGAUUUACUUCAACCCCUUGGACGGCUUAUGCUUCUACGGGUUCGACUUUUACACCAACAGGCUUGCGGUACGUUUCAAAAUUUGAGCCUGCUAAAACCUAUUCUCCGAGCUACAAUAGAUAUGACAGGGAGAGUUCAGUCUCCAGCAAGUCUUACUUAAGUCCAAGAACUAGCUCGCUUGAAAACUCAAAUAAACCAACUCCUGUGGCUAGAACUUUGUCAAACAAAUCUGACGACGAUCCCACCUCAAAAUCUUACCGGCCUUUGUUCAGUUUGAGCACGAGAGCGUCUGCUAGUCCUGCCAGAAGGACUUCACCUGCAAAAACUGCAGCAAAAAAGUCACCCUCUCCUGAAAAGCAAGCAGUGCCUCGUGGGAGAUCAACUCCUGAAAAACAGAAUAAUUCUAAAUUUAAUUUAAAUAAUUCAACAGACUGUGAUCAAAAUCAGCGUCAAGCAAAAAUUUCUCCGAGGGAAAAGACGCCUGUCAGAUCUGUGACUCCGGCUAAAAAUAAGUCACCAUCGCCAGAAAAGGCAAUUAAGAGAGUUCAAUCACCGGAAGUAAAAACUGCACUUCCUAUUAGUUAUUCAAGAUUAAAUUCACAAGUCUCGGCAAAAAAAUCAUUAUCACCUGAAAAGGCAAUUAUGAGAGAGAAAACACCGGAAAUAAAAACUGCACCUCCUCUUAAUUAUACAAAAUUAAACUCGCCAGUAAUGCAAAAAAAGUCACCAUCACCGGAAAAGCCUUGCAGCAGUGGUAGUAAAGGGGUUGCUCAAAUAAAUAAAAAAGCAAUUGAAAGAGAGCCGUCAGUUGAGAAACGCCAAGUUUCAGUUCGAAGGGGGUCAAAUAGUUCUCCUUCUCCAUCUUUAUUAAGGCGAUCGUCAUCACAAAAAACUCCAACGAAAAAAUCACCUUCACCUGAAAAAUCACCUACCCCUGAAAAAUCAACUUCAGAGAAAAGCAAAAGAGAACAGAAUGAAUUAUUUAGAGAAGCGGAAACAUUAAACAUUUCAAAUAGAAUGCCUUCCGAAAGGACUUCGCCAACAAAGUUAAUUGCUCCGCCAAGGUCGCCAAGAAAAUUGUCCCCUGAAAAAGUUCCUUCAAGAGCACAUUCCUUUUCAAAAUCCCCAGAAAAGUCUGUCUCAAAUUUGAGCCUAAAUCGCAAUUCAACGUCACCUGAAAAAAGAGUUAACAGUCCUAGCAUAAUUGGAAUGAAAAAGCAAAAAUCUCCACCUACACUUCUGAAUAGUUCAUCUUCCAGCAAUAUGAAAUUAGCAAUGGAAAUUUACUCACCGAACUUGGAGCAGCCACAACCAACAAGCAAAAAGCCGCCAGUCUCUCCAUCGAAAUCGGAGCAUAAACUUUCAAGUGCUUCUUCCACGAAAAGCAAUAAAAGAUCAAUAAAAACGUCCCUUUCUCUGAAUGCUCUGAAGCAAAAAAUUACAAAGGAAAAGAAAUUUUCUCCGAGUGAAAACUGUCAAUCAGGGCAGCAAAGAUCGGCCUCCGAAGGUAAAAUUCCAUCAGAAAAUAACUUAAAACCGGCUCCUCUCCAACACGCUCUCGCAUUUCCAUCUUUGCAUUCGCUCGAUAGUUCGAAAAUUUGCAAAGCUUCGUCUAAAAGUGAUAUUUCUUCAAAAGAGCCAAUGUCACGAACCGCCUCAACUGGGGAAAUUCCUAUUGUCUCUCUACCCAGAAUUCCAACUGACCCUCGUUUAGCAAACGCAGCACAUCUAGCGCGACCUAAAUCUGUUACUCAAUUUAUUAGAAUAAGCAGAUCUUCAAGUAAUUGUGAAAGUUCAACAGAAAGUAGCACUGAAAGUAGCGAAGAAUCUGAACACGAUCCUCCGAAACCACUUAACAAUAGCAAAGGAAACAUCAGUGGCAGUAAACCCGAUUUAGCCGCGCUUGCAAGAAGUCAAAGCGGGCUCAAGCCCCUUUCUCGGAACGUUUCAGGCACCUCUGAAGAGCCAUCAACAAACUUGCCUGCAGACGAGUCACCGAUUUCUCCACAAAUCAAAUCUAAAGAAAAUGGUUCAAAAAAUGCAGCGUCCUUCCUUAUGCGCGCUUUAGCUCCUAUGACGAAUCUUUUCUUUCCAAAAAGUAAAGAAGAAAAAUCGCACAAUAAUUCUGAAAGUGACAGAAUGGACACGUCUCAGUCAAUAUCCGAACUGCCACUGGAUAGAACUGAAAAUGAUGCAGGUUCUGAAUUGAAUGUGACCACUGCUGAUGACCAAAUACUAGACAACGAGCAAAGUUUGAGCCAGCCCAAAGUGCCUAUGCGAUCAAAGUCUCAAUGCAUAGAUUGGUGGUUAGAUGAAAAUGAGAAAAACCAGGAGGAUAAGGCUGAAGGUGAAGGUGGGCAGGGAAAAGUUAGACCAGUGUCUAGUGGUUUCAAGCCUAAUUGGCUGGGUAGCAUUGAAAAUUUGGCACCUCCGAAAAGCCCUACUGACGAUUCUAGUGAUAAACUUCCAGUGAGGAAAGUUUUCCAAUCAUCUUCAGGUGUCAACACACUGUCUUGGUGCUUGGACACUCCUGAGGACAUUUCAGAUACCAGCUCAGAAGAAAGUGAAAGUGAGGAAUCUAGUGAAGAAUCUGGAGAGGAGCAGGAUAAGCCGAAACUCAAUGAGCUCAAGCGAUCUAACGUAUUUCAUAUCAAGCAAGAUGCCUCCGGUGUUAAAGUUUUGGCACUUGACUGCAAACUGAAAGAAGAACUUGCACGUGUUGAUAGUACAAUGUCAAUAAGCAGUGGUUCUAAGGAAAACUUUAGCAAUUCCAAGCACCAGUCGCAAAUUUUACAAGACAGUUCGUGGUGGAUGCAAUGGAAUUCAGAAUUUCCAGAUGCAGUUUUAAAAUCGCAGUCUCACAAGUCAGUGCUUGACGAUGACCAUUCUCCUCAAAUUAUAGAAGAGCAACCACUGCAAUGCAGUUUUAAAGUGCAGUGGGUUCAAGAUUCUGAAUCUAAUCCACCUCUUCAACAAUCAACUAGUUCAAAAUCCGUCACUUCAGAGUGGGCCAGAAAAUAUAAAAUUAAGCAUUCGGGCAGCAGAUCUAAAGUAAAAAGAAACAAUAGUGACGUUGUCAUUUCAAAAUCUAAGAACAGCGAAUUGCUCUCUGGAAAAAGUCCAGACUUGCUUUCGCCAGGAAAAGUAACAAACAGUCAAAGUGGAGAUCAACUCUGGCCAGCACAUGGAAUGGAAAAAUUGCUCGGUUCUUCAGGUCGUGUUCCGAGCAGAAGCAGCUCUGUCAGGUCGGUCAGGUCAAAAGAUGGCUCAGAGAGGCGAUUUAAAAUUCGCCACAUAGAAAGUGGUGAAAAGGCCUGGUGGAUGAUGAGCAACGAAAAUGUGCCUGAGGGCAUUCCAAGGGCUGAAAGUAUCACGUUUAACUUGGAAAAAAGUGGAAGCAGAAGUCGAGCUUCACAGGUGAGCAUAAACACGGUGGGUAGCAGUGAAGGUGGUGUGAAAAGGUCAGCAAGCACAAGACUGCGAAAUAUCAAGCGAAUAGAAUCCGGAGAGCGAGCUUGGUGGAUGGUCGACGACGAAGAUGCAGUUCCUGAAGGAAUCACUCGUCUCCCAAGUGACCAAUGUUUAAUUGAAGAGCCUCAAGUGGACGGAAGUGAGGCGGUCGCUUCAACAGAAUCUGAAAGUGGCCUAAAAAGAUCAGUUAGCAUUACUUCCAAGCUAAAAAGCCUCAAGAGAAUUGAGUCAGGGGAGCGACCUUGGUGGUUGGAAGAAAAUCCUGAUAGUGUGCCUGAAGGGGUCACUUGCCUCACUCCGAGUGACAGGUCUGAAGAAGAAGAAGAGGCAGAAGAGGCUGAUAAACCAAAUUGGGGUUUGAGGGAGGCCAAUGCAAAUGAUAUGGCCUGGUGGACUGACAAAAGUGCAACAGAGGCUCCCAAAGGUGAGCAAACUUCCUCCAGUGAGUCUGACGAAGAUUCAGAGGAUGACGAUGACGAGCUAGAGGAACUCGAAGCGAAACUUCGGUCACCCAGGAUUUCCACCCUUGGAGAUCGAACUAGCCCUGAUGGCUUGGAAAUGCCAGUAAGUCUGGCUGGUUGCUGGCAAAAUCUUCACGAAGGAGACUCUUCAGGUGAGGACGACUGGCUUGGCGUUAAAGUCUUCAUAGGCGACACCACCAAUAUUGACGACCUUCUUGGCGAGGAGCGGCCGCAGGUCUCGGGAGCGUCCGAGGCAGAAUCCAAAGCCGAAGUUGUUUCUGAGGAGAGUAAAGAAAAAGAAGAAAUUAAAGUGGCGACCAAAUCGUCUAGCGAAGAUGGAAGUAGCGAUGAAAGUGAUGACGCAGAGCAAGUCUCAAAAGAUUCUGACAGUGUUAGUCUGGAAGAGAAAUUACGAGAACAGCCGGCUGAAACUCCUGAUGAAAACAAAACUGACGAAUCUGCCGCAAACGACAAGUUGGAUGAUGCAGCGCUUCAGAUACAAAAAGACGGCGAGUUCGGCGCCUACCUUGACCUGGAUGCGUCCAUCAGCGAGCAGCACGAAGAGUUUGAUGGGCUUAAACUUAGCCGAAAGAACUCAAUUGUACUCAGGACUCAGCUCUCUGUUCGUGUUCACACGAUAAUAGAAAAACUACAAAAUUCAGAAGGCAGAGAAUUGCAAAGGGCUCUAUUUUCACUAAAGCAAAUCUUUCAGGAAGACAAAGAUUUGGUCCAUGAAUUUGUACAAAAUGAGGGCCUGGCCUGUCUGGUCAAGGUUGGCUCCGAGGCUGACCAAAACUACCAGAACUAUAUUCUACGAGCGCUGGGACAGGUGAUGCUUUACGUGGACGGCAUGAACGGCGUGAUGGAAAACACGGACACCGUCCAGUGGCUCUACUCACUGAUUGCAAGCAAGUUCCGACUUGUGGUCAAAACCGCCCUGAAGCUCCUGCUGGUGUUCAUUGAAUACAAAGAAUCCAACUGCAAAAUUCUGGCCAGCGCCAUCAGGGCCGAAGACAUUCCAGCAGGAGAAACGCCAUGGCACAAUGUGAUGAGACUUUUGGGUGGUUAUGACACGUCAGACACAGAGUUGCUGCUGUACGCGUGCACUCUCCUGAACAAAACCCUGAAUGGUUUGACUGACCGGGGUAUUUAUUAUGACCAAGUUGACGCGGUUGAAGCUCAGGGAAUGAAGGAAAUUGUCGAAAAGUACAUGUCAAGACAGGGCACCGACCUUGACCUCCUGAGGCAGUUCAAAAUUUACGAGGCUGUGCUUAGUUUUGAAGAUGGGGACGAAGACGGAGAAUCUGCUUCCAUUAUUAUGAUUGACGAAGCUUUAAGAAAAUCACUUCGAAAUCGGAAGAUUUGCUCUGAAGACUCGCCAAGUAUUGAACGCAAAUCUCGUCGCUGGCUCAACAAUUACAACAACAAUCGCAUCAUGAACCAACAAUUGAUUGUGACCAUUGACCCUGACGAUGACGACUACACCUCCAGUUCAAGAUCGUCGCCUUCCAUCGGCGACUUGGAAUUCAUUGUUGGCAACUAUGAAAAUCACAACACUGCUGUUCCUGACAUCACGCCAGGACUGAAGAGGAGGCGUGAGCGAGCCGAGAGGCACCGCAGCCUGAGGGAGCAGCAGGAGUCGAUCCUGCGCAGCCUCGGCAAAGGUGACGAUGAGGUUGGCCUGAGGAAGAGUCAAAGUGGCGGCGAGCAGGACUCGGAGUCCAACCAUGUCAGCCGAAGCCACAGCAGGCAGGACAUCAUCAUGAACGCCGUCAACCAAAUAGAAUCCGAGCUGAAGGACAGCAACGGCGUUCCCCUCAGCAGGGAAAACACCGUCAAGGACAUUACUCAGAAGCUGGCGGGCCAAAUCAACGUGAGCAGUCCCACGGAGGAGCAGAAGGUGGCGCGCCUCGGGGACAUGUCAGGACUGAUCUCCAAGGCCAUGGAAGGACUGAACAAAUCAAAAGCAGAGGUUAAGACUGAAGUGAAAGCAGCUCCGCCCGAGCCGAAAAAGUCAGAAGUUGAUCUGCAGUGGGAGAAAAUCACGGAAAACGUCGACCGACCUUUGGCCCUCUGCGACCUCGACUUCACCGACCUGAACAGUGAAGACGAGGUUGACAUCCUUGCCCCCAGUGUCCAUUCAAACGGCAUACCGCCCCCACCGCCCCCGCUGAUCGUGCCGCCCCCGGCAAUGGUGCCCGCCUCCGGAAUGCCACCUCCGGGCAUGUUCCCGCCGCCGCCCCCAGGGUCAGCGGGUGCCCUGAUGCUGUCCCCCUCCCCAGGAGGCGUGUCUGCAGACAUUCCAGACGCAAAUCUCUCGGAAAAGUUGGCCAAGAAGAGCAAGAAGACGGUGAAGCUGUUUUGGAAGGAGGUGCGCGACGACCCCCUGAUUGUGGCCAAGCUGCAGAAAAGUGGCAUCAGCCUGAUUUGGGACGAGCUCAGCCCUGUGUUUGUUGACACUCAGAAACUGGAACACCUUUUCGAGUCCAGAGCAAAAGACAUCACGCCCAAGAAACAACAAGAUAUGAACAAAAGCAAAGAGAUCAUUGUGCUGGAUUCGAAGCGUUCCAACGCAAUCAACAUUGGCAUGACGAAAUUGCCGCCGCCGAGGGCGAUCAAAAGUGCGAUUCUAAACAUGGACACAAAUGUCAUGAAUCGCGAGGGAAUCGAGAAACUGUUUACUAUGCUGCCAACGGAGGACGAGAGGAACCGCAUUCAGGAGGCGCAGGUGGCCCAUCCAGAUUUACCCCUCGGCAACGCCGAGCAAUUCCUCCUUACUUUGGCUUCCAUCACCGAACUCCCUGCCAGACUCAAACUGUGGGCCUUCAAAUUGGAUUACGAGAAUGUUGAAAAGGAAAUAGCGGAGCCUGUGAUGGAUCUGAAGCAAGGCAUGGAGAUCCUCAAGUGCAACAGAACUUUCCGCUGCAUCCUGAGCACCCUUUUGUCCAUUGGCAUUUUCCUGAACGGCGCCGAAGUCAGAGGAUUCCAGAUCGAGUACUUGGCCAAAGUGCCAGAGGUCAAAGACACCGUCCACAAACACUCUCUGCUGCACCACCUCUGUCACAUGGUGAUGGAAAAGUUCCCAGAUGCAACAGAUCUUUACUCUGAGAUUGGAGCAAUUAACAGAGCGUCAAAGGUGGACUUUGACGAGAUAAAGCAGAAUAUUAAGCGCCUCGAGACUGAAUGUAAAGCGUCUUGGGAGCAUUUGAAAUUGAUUGCCAAGCACGACGGAUCCAACACCAACACCAAGAGCAGUGCUUCCAGGACGUCUGAUUUCUUAACCGACUGCGCUCAGCGGAUCACGGUGCUGAAGACUGUUCACCGGCGAAUAAUGAACCGCUACUCAAAGUUCCUACUUUGGCUGGGCACCCCGGCCAACAAAAUCCAUGAAACUAAACCCAACGAGUUCUGCCGCAUUCUCUCCGAGUUCGCACUCGAGUACCGCACCACUAGAGAGAGGGUGAUUCAGCAAAUGGAGAAAAAGGCCAACCACAGGGAGCGGAACAAGACCCGGGGCAGGAUGAUUACAGAGGAGGACAACGAUGUUUCCCUGAUAACCCGAGAUCUACUCGGCCAUGGAUGCGGGACUGGCCGCUGGCCGCCGCUGAAUGGCAACCUCAAUAAAAUGAGCAAAUUCCGCCCGAAGGAGGAAAGUAAGAAGGAUGAUCAACUGAGGCAGCUCCUAGGAAACGAUUUGACGGACUCGGAGAGCGCCUGGAGAAGGCAGAGACGAGAUUUUGAUCGAACGCGGUCGGAGUUGGUGCAGAGCAAGGACGAGCAUUACAGUGAUGAUGACGAGAUCCUCAAUAGUUUAGUGAAAACGGCGACCAAGAGUCGAGCAAACAGGGCUAAUCCACGCGAGCGGAAGAGGAUAUUACAGGCAGAUCGAAAAUCCUCGCUGCUGAACCGGUCACGUUCAACAACUAGGGGCGAGUACAGGCCCCCUCUGUAGACUGACUUAUCUCUCUUUAUGUCAAGCUAUCUGCAGCAUUGAUUGAUACUUUACUUCUUAAAAACUAUGCAAAUCUAAUCAACGGAUAUACAAUUCACGAAAACAAAGUCUAUUAUACAAAUCUUGUUUUUUUAAAUAAAUUUUAACUGUAUAACACGA